AUGUUCACUUUCUGCCCGCUCCAGGGCGCUCUCUCGGAGUCGCUCGCGUCGCAAUCUCUCUUGGAGCUCGAUGGAGGGGUCAAGGUGCUUGUUGAUCUGGGAUGGGACGAGUCGUUUAGUAGCGAUAAGCUUGAAGAGCUAGAAAAACAGGUUCCCACCCUCUCGCUGAUUCUCCUCACACAUGCCACGGUGUCGCAUCUUGCCGCAUAUGCCCACUGCUGCAAGAACAUAGCUCUCUUCACACGCAUCCCCGUCUAUGCGACUCGACCCGUCAUCGAUCUCGGCCGAACGCUCACCCAAGACCUCUACUCUUCUACUCCCGCGGCCGCCACGACGAUUCGCCAGAGCUCGCUCUCCGAGACGACAUAUGCAUACUCACAAACCCCGCUCAAAUACUCACAACCCCAUCAACCUCUAUCCUCGCCGUUUUCUCCUCCGCUAAAUGGACUGACCAUUACCGCGUACAACUCUGGCCACACCCUUGGUGGCACGAUAUGGCACAUCCAGCACGGACUGGAAUCUAUUGUUUAUGCAGUCGACUGGAAUCAAGCACGUGAGAAUGUGUUUGCCGGGGCUGCUUGGCUUGGUGGUGCCGGAGGUGGUGGUGCAGAAGUCAUUGAGCAGCUGCGCAAGCCUACAGCCCUGAUCUGUAGCUCUCGUGGUGCAGACAAGAACGCACAGGCCGGUGGUCGUGCGAAGCGAGACGAACAGUUGAUCGAAAUGAUCAAAACGUGUGUUAGUCGAGGCGGCACAGUUCUCAUCCCUGUAGACUCAAGCGCCAGAGUCUUGGAGAUCUCCUAUCUCCUCGAGUAUGCCUGGAGGACUGAUGCUGCAAACAAGGAUGGCGUUCUUAAGUAUUCAAAGCUAUACCUAGCAGGCCGAAAUGUCUCGAGCACGAUGAGAUAUGCACGUAGCAUGCUGGAGUGGAUGGACAACAAUAUUGUCCAGGAGUUUGAGGCCUUUGCAGAAGGGCAGCGGAAGGUCAACGGUGGCAGUGAGAAGAAGGAGGGAGCUCCAUUUGAUUUCAAGUACUUGCGACUGCUGGAGCGAAAAGCUCAAAUUACAAAGCUUCUGAGUCAAAAUAUUGAGAAUGGGGAAACACAGGGACGUGUGAUCCUGGCCAGUGAUGUUAGCAUGGAUUGGGGAUUCUCCAAGGAUUUGGUAAAGGGUCUGGCCAAGGACUCUCGAAAUCUGGUCAUCCUAACAGAGCGACCCAACUUAGCCAAGGAUGAUGCUCCCUCCAUUUCCAGGACAUUGUGGGAAUGGUGGAGAGAAAGAAGAGAUGGCAUUUCUACAGAGCAGGCCAGCAGCGGAGAUAGCCUGGAGAUGGUCUACAGCGGCGGCCGUGAAUUAGAACAAUGGUUAGCUACUCAGAGACAGCUACAGGCAACUCAGCAGGCCGGUGGAGCAGGUGCGCUGGAAGCAUCUGCUGAUGUCGUUGACGAUGCGUCAUCCGAAUCAUCAUCUGACUCCGAAGACGAAGAUGAGGACCUUGGUAUCAAUAUUUUGAUCAAGAAAAAGACCGUCUUCGAUUUCGACACACGUGGUAAAAGGGGCAGAGAACGAUCAUUCCCCAUGGCCAUCAGAAGGAAGAGGAACGACGACUUUGGCGAGCUGAUUCGCCCAGAAGAUUAUCUACGAGCAGAGGAGAAGGAAGACGAGGCAGUUGACAAUGCCCAAAUCGCCGCAGAAGACGACAAGCUUGGCAAGAAGCGCAAGUGGGAUGAUGUCGCUAAGCAGGCAGCUGGUGCCAACAAACGCCCCAACACGAACCGAACAGUCGCAGCAGAUGACGCCGAUGCUAUGGACCUAGCCGAUGGGGCUGCCGCGGACGAAUUGGAUUCGGUCGAGGAUACCGAGCCGGAGGAACCUAACGGUCCAUGCAAGUUGGUUUACACGUCAGAAACAGUGGCAGUUAACCUACGGAUUGCCAUGAUAGACUUUAGCGGACUGCACGACAAGCGAAGUCUCAACAUGCUGAUUCCCCUGAUCCAGCCACGAAAGCUGAUCCUCGUGGGAGGCACUCGAGAAGAGACUACAUCUCUCGCGGCAGAUUGCCGAGCCGCCCUCGCAUCCGACGGAGACCGCUCCGUCGAUGUGUUUACACCAGAAGUCGGCACAUGGGUGGACGCUAGCAUGGACACAAACGCCUGGGUAGUGAAGCUGGCCGAUCCUCUGGUGAAGAAGCUCAAGUGGCAAAACGUCCGGGGUCUCGGCAUCGUCACCAUCACAGGCCAACUUCUCGCCUCGGCCCUGGCCCAGGAAGCAGAUGGGCAGACGCACGACGACGUCGCCAACAAAAGGCAAAAGACGGAGCCGUCAACAUCCACGGCCGUUGCGCUCACCAACGCAGCCGACACGGCUUCGAUGCCCACUCUGGACGUCCUGCCCGUGAACCUCAUCUCCGCUGCUCGAUCAGCCGCCCAAUCCCUCCACGUCGGCGACCUGCGACUUGCGGAUCUACGUCGCGCAAUGCAAGGAGCAGGUCACUCAGCUGAAUUCCGUGGUGAAGGUACGCUUGUCGUCGACGGCUCAGUGGCAGUCCGCAAGACAGCCGAAGGACGCAUCGACGUGGAGAGCGUGGGCCUACCGCUCGGCGGCAAGAGGAGCACGCUAUACGAAGUGAAGAGGGCGAUUUACGAUAAUCUGGCCGUCGUGGCUGGUGCAUAA
Messenger RNA from Trichoderma breve, 2670 nucleotides. Its product is annotated as metallo-beta-lactamase superfamily domain-containing protein. Lineage: Eukaryota; Fungi; Ascomycota; Sordariomycetes; Hypocreales; Hypocreaceae. Gene Ontology annotation, molecular function: RNA binding. Gene Ontology annotation, biological process: mRNA 3'-end processing by stem-loop binding and cleavage. The transcript has 5 exons. The coding region runs from base 1 to 2670 and encodes 889 amino acids. Gene Ontology annotation, cellular component: mRNA cleavage and polyadenylation specificity factor complex. The record is from RefSeq and is a predicted model, not a curated record.